Struthio camelus australis is the source of this 3950-nucleotide messenger RNA. Its product is annotated as growth hormone receptor. Gene Ontology annotation, molecular function: cytokine receptor activity; protein binding. NCBI's taxonomy places the organism in Eukaryota, Metazoa, Chordata, Aves, Struthioniformes, Struthionidae. The record is from RefSeq and is a predicted model, not a curated record. Gene Ontology annotation, cellular component: external side of plasma membrane; membrane. Gene Ontology annotation, biological process: cytokine-mediated signaling pathway.
ACAUACUGUACUAAUAAAUAGUAAUGUCUGAGUUGCAGACAAUGCUGUAAUGUUUCAGGAGAAAAAAAAAAGCUACAGACAAAUCUUCUGUGUAGUUUCAGACAUAUCAGACAUAUCAGCAGAGCUCUGGGCUUCGUUUUGGCGCUGGGAUGGCUGGAGGUCGUCACGUUUUGCAGUUGAUCUGAGGGAGGCGUGAAGCAUCAUCUAUACCCUGCUGACGUUUGAGAACUUAGAGGUAUGGAUCUUCGGCAUCUGCUGUUUACUUUGGCACUGGUCUGUGCAAAUGACUCUCUCUCUACAAGUGAUGAUCUUUUGCAGUGGCCACAAAUCAGCAAGUGCAGGUCACCGGAACUGGAGACGUUUUCAUGUUAUUGGACUGAUGGAAAUUUUUAUAACCUCACUGCUCCAGGAUCAAUACAGCUGUUGUACAUGAAAAGGAAUGAUGAAGACUGGAAAGAAUGUCCUGAUUAUAUCACUGCAGGAGAAAAUAGCUGUUAUUUCAACACGUCUUACACCUCUAUUUGGAUACCAUAUUGUGUUAAGCUUGCCAGUAAAGAUGAAGUAUUUGAUGAAAAAUGUUUCAGUGUUGAUGAAAUAGUACUACCUGAUCCCCCUGUCCACCUUAACUGGACUCUGCUAAAUACUAGUCAGACUGGGAUCCAUGGGGAUAUCCAAGUAAGAUGGGAUCCACCACCAACAGCAGAUGUUCAGAAGGGAUGGAUUACUCUGGAGUAUGAAUUGCAGUACAAAGAAGUUAAUGAGACAAAAUGGAAGGAGUUAGAACCCAGACUCUCAACAAUGGUUCCACUGUACUCUCUGAAGAUGGGAAGAGAUUAUGAGAUAAGAGUCCGAUCAAGACAACGUACUUCCGAAAAAUUUGGGGAGUUCAGUGAAAUCCUUUAUGUAUCUUUUUCUCAAACGGGCAUUGAAUUUGUUCAUUGUGCUGAAGAAAUUGAGUUUCCCUGGUUCUUAGUUGUCAUCUUUGGAACGUGUGGGCUGGCUGUAACAGUGAUCUUAAUCCUGUUAUCUAAACAACCAAGGUUAAAAAUGCUGAUUUUUCCUCCUGUGCCAGUUCCAAAGAUUAAAGGGAUUGACCCCGAUCUCCUAAAGAAAGGAAAGCUAGAUGAAGUGAACUCCAUCUUAGCCAGCCAUGACAGCUACAAGACACAGCUAUACAAUGAUGACUUGUGGGUUGAGUUUAUUGAGUUGGACAUAGAGGAUCCUGAUGAAAAGAACAGAGGUUCAGAUACUGACAGGCUCCUAACUGAUGAGCAUCUGAAAUCACACAGUUGCCUGGGGGUGAAGGAUGAUGAUUCUGGACGGGCCAGUUGUUGUGAACCAGAUAUCCCAGAGACAGACUUCAGUGCUAGUGACACAUGUGAUGCCAUCUCUGAUAUUGAUCAGUUCAAAAAGAUGACUGAAAAAGAAGAGAAUCUCUUGUGCCUUGACAGGAAAGAUAAUGAGUCACUUCCUAGUCUCAUCCUAGACACAGACACCCAAGAGCCUCCUACUAAAAGUACUAAAAUUCGGUGUGAAAACAACCAGUCGUGGCCACCUCUUGCUGACAGCCUUGAAUCAGCUAGUCCGUUGGUCCCUCCCCGGCUAAGUAACCAGAAUUCAAUGACAAAUACUGACUUUUAUGCGCAAGUGAGUGAUAUUACUCCAGCAGGCAAUGUUGUACUGUCACCCGGGCAGAAAUCCAAGCUGGGGAGAACAGAGUGUGAAGGCUGCGCAGAACAAAACUUUACCAUGGACAGUGCCUACUUCUGUGAGGCAGAUGUGAAAAAAUGUAUUGCUGUGACUUCCCAGGAAGAGGAUGAGCCACAUGUUCAGGAGCAAAGCUGUAAUGAGGACGCUUACUUCACCACAGAGAGCCUUACCACUACUGGUGUCAAUCUUGGAGGUGCGGCAGCAGAAACUCCAAGUUCGGAGAUGCCUGUCCCAGACUAUACUUCUAUUCACAUAGUUCACUCUCCACAAGGCCUUGUGCUGAAUGCAACUGCGCUGCCUGUGCCAGACAAAGAAUUUAACAUAUCUUGUGGCUAUGUGAGCACAGACCAACUGAACAAAAUCAUGCCGUAGCUCUUCUUUGACUAGGUGUAUGCAGUAUUUCAUGGCAGAGAGUCAGCUUGGGCUUGUAUGCUGAAACCAAAAUGAAGUUUAAAAGUUUCUUGUGGUUGUUAUAAUUUUAUCUGAAAUGUUGAAACAUAAAAUGUUCAUCAAAAUAUUCCUAUUGUGUUCUGUAAAUAUUAUCUAUGAAUUUGUCUUGAGACUGUUUUACUAGCAGUGACUGUCUUUUUAUUGUGGGUGUUGAUUUUUGUGAUACUAAGCAUUGAAAUUACUAUGUUUAAUGUACAGUAAAUCAUGCUUUUUGAUAAAGCUAAAAAUGAGGUGGUUUAAAGUCUAAGAAUUUAAUAAAAAUCGUGCUGUUGGCAGAGAUCUUUAUAUCAGUAAUUGGGAACUGAACAUAUAGGUGAAAAAACGAAAGUAGUUUGAAUAAAGAACACAUUUAUUUUGAUUUAUAUAAAUUAAUAAAAUAUAUUUUAAUAUUUUAGUCAUAAAAGCAUAAAUGUUUUGUAUUACACUACACACUGUAGUUUAAUUAUGAUGACCCAUCUAAGCAAUGUAAUUGCUGCAAGCUUAGAAAAGUAUUUUCUGUUUUAUAAAAGCUUUGUUUGCAGCAAAAAGAAAAAGAAAACAUAAUUUUUUUACAGAGCCAUUUUAUACCUCCAAAGAAACCUAUAGAGAAAUUUUGAAAUAUUGUAGGAACUUACAGUAACUGAUCCUAUUACUUUCUUAUGGUAACUAAUAUAAAAAUAUACAUUGAAUUCAAAGUUUUGUAGAAAACUUUAAAAGAUACAGAAUAUUUGGGCAAAUGAUAUUUUCUGCUUCAUCAGAUCCUGGUUAAUACUAAUAAUAUACUUUUUUAUAAGCGAGUUUUUGUUGACCACAAUAUCUAACAGUGUAGAACUACGCUUUCAUUGAACAAUUUUGAAACACACAUGAAUAAGCUCGAGUGACUUAGCAGCAUAAUCUUUUCACAUUUGACCAAAUUCUGAAGCCCUCUUUCAGCCAAAGCUAUCACAACAGUCAUGAGUUAGUGCCACAUUAAGUAUUGAUUAAACAGAUAAAAUAAGGACUUCAGGAUUUGGCCAGCAGUUCAGUUUUGAAGCUAUACUGGGAUUAAAAGCCUUCAAUGGAACAAGGGAGUUGAAGAUGGUAUUAUUCAAAAGUGUUUAUCUUUAUUGCCGCCCAACAGCAUCUCCUCUGACUGCAUUAGGCAGGCUUUCAGAAGGAAAGGAGAGAAAACCAACACUCAGUGGGAAAGCUUUUUGUUCUUAAGUAUACUAAGAACUUUACAGAGCUUUGCAAUGAACUGUUACUGCUUCAGAAGUUCCCAUAGCAGGCCGUAGGUCCAUCAUAGCAGAAGUACUACUUAGAAAUGAACAUAGGGAUGUUCAUUGCCUUUCUCUGACCUGCAUAGAAGUUUAUGAAGUGCAGCAAAUGCAGAUCUUGCUCGUGAUGUCUCCCAGUGAAUUCACUGAUGCUCUCUUUGUGACCAAGGGCUACAGGACCGGGCCCAACUAUUAGGUGGGAUUUUUAAGUUUAGCACGUACUUUAUGGUAAAUGUGCAUUAGAUUUUCUGCUAAUUUGCUGCUAUAUUUUUCUAACAGCUACAUUAUUUAGUUUCAUAUAAAAUUUCAUAAUGAUAGACACUAAUACAAUUAACGCUUAUGUGUGUGUUUGGAAGAAGUUUCUUUCUCUGUUUCUAUUGCCAAAAAUAGAUAAAUACCUCAAUCAAACUCAGAAUGUCAUUUUGGUACUUAACUGGUCACACAAGCCAUUAUACACCGCUCAGAUUUGUGUCUUUCGGUUUCUAUUUAACUUUCCUUAUGUCAGUGUUUUGUUUGUUUUUCUCAAAGUUUAAUAAAUGUAUUGUCUUUGAUCUC